GUUCUGUCUGGCAAGUUGAGAGGGGAAUGUGAAAGUGAGAAUUUUAACAAGCUAACCAGGAAACGGACAACAAGGCAUCGAACCUGAUGGAGCUCCAGCAGCCGUAGCUUACACAAGCUUGUCACGCUGAGGGUUUUUCAUUUGUUUUUUAUUUUUUAAGCUGUAAGCAGAAGUGAUAAAGAGCCUCACACCAUCCACUUUUUAUAGUGGCGGUUGGAAGGUCAUUAGUGGACAGGAGAAUGAGAGAAGAGGUGUCCUGUACCAACUCCCCUGAAGGAGGGCUGGGGGCCAGUGAGGAAGAGCUGGAGAGAGGAUCGAAAAAGACCCUACAACCGGGAAAUCGAAAACGGUCACCUUAUCCUAAAAAGGACAGCCUCAAUCAGGCAGAGGAGAGCAGCACAGGCAGCCCCAGCAGCCUGCUGCCAUCUGGGCCAAAGAGGAUGAAGAAAAGCCCCUCUACGGUGGUGUCUUUGGCCCCAACAACUUUGGGCCCCAGGCCCGAGCCACCCUUCGAGGAGCUCCACUCCCAGCGUGUCAUCGCUAAUGUGCGGGAGCGUCAACGCACUCAGUCCCUGAAUGAUGCCUUUGCCUCUCUACGCAAGAUCAUUCCCACGCUACCUUCAGACAAGCUGAGCAAAAUCCAGAUCCUGAAGCUGGCCUCACGCUACAUCGACUUCCUUUACCAGGUGCUGCAGAGCGACGAGAUGGACGCCAAGCUGGCCAGCUGCAACUACCUGGCCCACGAAAGACUCAGCUACGCCUUCUCCGUCUGGAGGAUGGAGGGGGCCUGGGCCAUGUCCACCAGCCACUAGGACCCCACUGAACUUCUCUCACACACCCUUUCGUGUCCACAUCUCCCCUUCCUCCCCAGCUCUGUCUGUGUCUGCACCCAUUUCCUGACCUUUA
This is a messenger RNA of Archocentrus centrarchus (flier cichlid), 906 nucleotides long. RefSeq names its product twist-related protein 2-like. Gene Ontology annotation, molecular function: DNA-binding transcription factor activity, RNA polymerase II-specific; protein dimerization activity; RNA polymerase II transcription regulatory region sequence-specific DNA binding. Lineage: Eukaryota; Metazoa; Chordata; Actinopteri; Cichliformes; Cichlidae. The record is from RefSeq and is a predicted model, not a curated record. The transcript has a single exon. The coding region runs from base 240 to 812 and encodes 190 amino acids. Gene Ontology annotation, biological process: developmental process; regulation of transcription by RNA polymerase II.